This is a messenger RNA of Gilbertella persicaria, 897 nucleotides long. RefSeq lists its product as uncharacterized. Gene Ontology annotation, biological process: intracellular protein transport; vesicle fusion. NCBI's taxonomy places the organism in Eukaryota, Fungi, Mucoromycota, Mucoromycetes, Mucorales, Choanephoraceae. Gene Ontology annotation, molecular function: SNAP receptor activity; SNARE binding. The transcript is spliced from 3 exons. Gene Ontology annotation, cellular component: endomembrane system; SNARE complex. Bases 430 to 744 code for a protein of 104 amino acids. The record is from RefSeq and is a predicted model, not a curated record.
UUUUUAUUUAUUUAUUCUUUGCUUGCAUCAUGGAUAAUAAGCUUUUAUCUCGACUUGACUUAUUAGCAGACAACACACUUCCUAUUGUAUUUGAAAGAAACCGACUAAAAGAACUCAAGUUAAAUGUCGACAAAUAUGAAGCCAAUGUUAACAAAAACUUGACUCAGUUACGAGAAGGCAUUCAGGUACUUGAACAACAACUUUCCGAACAAGAACAAACAGGUGCCAAGUAAGGAUGAACUAGAUGGAAACUGUCUAUUGACCUAAUGUAGAAACACAAAGUCAGAUGAAGACAAAUUGAUUCAGUUACAAGUCAAAGUAGACAAACUGGACGCUUUGUUUGGGCUAAAAGAAGCAUCGGAUGCUCGCAAGAUCUUGUUGGGCGAUAAGAGAGGUAAAAAUACCAGUGUCAAAUUUACUUCAAUCGAUAUGGACGAUGUGGAAAAUGGACAAAUUCUUCAAUUACAACAACGUAUUAUCGAUGACCAAGAUCAAGACUUGGAUCACUUGUCAGAAACUAUACGUCGUCAACGAGAACUAGGGUUGUUGAUUGGUGAUGAGUUGGAGACACAUGCACAACUGAUUGAUGAGACAGAAGACAUGGUGGAUCGUACUGAUGAGAGAUUAAGGCAAGCCAGAAAGAAACUAGAUUAUGUCAAUAGGAAAAUUAAGGACAAUAAAUCUGUUUGUAUUGUGAUUGCAUUGAUCAUUGUAUUCUUUAUUCUGGUUGGUCUGUUUCGAUAGAUAGAUUGUCAAGUGGGCUAUAUAAGAAUAAAGCAUCCAUGUCCUUGUACAAGCAAAAGAAAACCGAUAUGCUUUGUAUAGAUUGACAAUCAUGCUAAUACAGCAGGACUUUUAAAACUUUUUGAAGUGUCCGAAAAUUGAUUAUAAAUCCAU